Molecule: messenger RNA, 972 nt
Organism: Ambispora leptoticha
Lineage: Eukaryota; Fungi; Glomeromycota; Glomeromycetes; Archaeosporales; Ambisporaceae
Source: the annotation of a GenBank genome assembly
AUGGAUUCGGUUUGGUCGAAACGCAGUAGCAAUCGUUUAACCGUGAAUACCGACCAUACAAGUGCGACCACAACCACAAUUGCAAGUGCAACGAAUGUAACAACUCCAACCUCGACUACUACUUCAGCCAAACUAAUUCAACUGAAACGCACAAAUUCGCCAAAUCCGAACAUUUCCACCUCAAGCGUCAUACUGACACCAACGACACCACUUGUAGGAUCCGGGUUGGUCGGAAGUGGUGGUAGUUACUUUGGUAAGCAUCGUGGGAGUAUCGGUGGUGGAAACGUAGUCGGGAUAGCCAAUGAUGAUAAGCAAAAUAUUAAGGAAAAGGAGAAUGGAAGUGGUGGUGUUGUGGUCAAUGCUACUGUUGCCAACGGAUUGGUGGUAGGAUUGGCGCGUCAACAAUUCACGCCAAGUCCUACGAGCGAUAUCCAUCCGCUACAUUUCACGUGGGUAUUUUGGUUUAUGCAUCGUACACCUGGUAGUAAAAUAUUGAAUUAUGAGAGUUCAAUGAAGAAGAUUGCGGCCUUUUCUUCGAUUGAAGAUUUCUGGAAGGUUUAUAGUCAUCUUCGGAGACCUCAUGAAUUGCCAAAUAUUAGUGAUUAUCAUCUAUUCAAGCAGGGCGUAAGGCCUGUAUGGGAGGAUGAAACUAAUAUCAAUGGGGGGAAAUGGAUUGUGCGCUUAAGAAAAGGAUUGGCUAGCAGAUAUUGGGAGAGUUUGGUAAUGGCUGUCAUCGGUGACCAAUUUGAUGUUGGUACGGAAAUUUGUGGUGCGGUUUUAUCCAUCCGCAGCUCUGAGGACAUUUUGUCUCUGUGGAAUCAAUCCGCUAACGAAGGACGAAUCAACUUAAAAAUAAGGGAUACGAUGAAACGAGUCUUAAAUCUACCACCGGACACAAUCAUGGAAUAUAAAACGCACAAUGACGCGUUAAAAGAUAAUUCUAGCUUCAGAAAUACUGAUGUGUUUCGAUGA